GGCGUGUAUUUCAAGUUACGCUUGUUGUGCUGCGAUGGGAAUGUCAACUUCGUGGAUUUACAGUGUCAAAAAUGAUAUAAAAUCACCGUGAUUCUUGUAUUUGGAAUAUCAACAUCACAAAAUGCAACACGUGACAGUAACAGACGAGUCAACAAAUGAACCUGGCAUCAUCAUUCCUGAAAUGGGAAUGCUGUUGCAGGCCAGCAUGCUGGCAGGCUUCACUGGCAGUGAGGCGAUUGUACAGCGCGCCAACAACAAUCUGAUCGAGCUAGGCAAGCGGCUGCUGACGAGUGCCGAGCUCGGUGACACAGACGAGGUGCGGCUGCUCAUGAGCCGUGGCGCGCCCUUCGCCACCGAUUGGCUGGGGACAAGCCCACUACACGCAGCAGCAGCCAAUGGCCACCUGGAGACAUGCGAAUUGCUGUUGCGAGCAGGAAUAUCACGGGAUGCGCGGACCAAGGUCGACCGAACCCCUCUGCACGUAGCAGCCCAGGAGGGCCACGCAGACAUUGUUGAACUGCUCCUGGACACGGGCGCUGACGUUGAUGCCAAAGACAUGCUGAAAAUGACACCUCUGCACUGGGCAGUGGAGAGGGAGCAUGUAGAGUGUGUUCGACUGUUGCUGCAGCACGGAGCCAACCCCCACUACGUCAGCAAGUUCGACAAGACGGCGUUCACAAUGGCACUCGAGGCCAACCGGCACGACAUUCUUGAGAUGCUCGAGACAUCCAUCACGGCGGCGGCGACUGCUUCUGCCACUCUCGAGGCAACAGAAAGCCUCGCACUGGUCCUUGGGCAGGUGCCGGUCCCAGCUCACCAGGAGGAAGUGCAGACAUCCUCACAGACAUCCUCACAGACAUCUUCGCAGACAUCCUCACAGACAUCCUCGCAGAAAGUUCAUCCAGAGGAACCGAACCCUCCAAAGGUAUAUCUACAGGAGUCUGUGAAAGCAUCUGAGCGCGUUACGACGGAAGACAAACUGCCGGAAGUAAAAGUGGAGGAGACAGUGAUAGACACCAACAGCCAGAACACACUGCGCUUGCUGCAGGCCCACGGCAUACACAUGCUGCCCACGGAGGAGCAGACGCUGGUGGCCUCCGCUAUCCAGAGUGGCCAGACGGUCGUGCUUACGGAGGCGGGUAAGCUGGCGCUGAAUUUGACGGGGACAGUGCAGGCAGACGGCACAGGCGGUACUGCGAGCAUCCCGCAGGGCAGGAAGAAAGUGAUAACUAUCCGGGCGACACCCACAUCGCCACUGCAGCAGAAACUGUACAGGAGCAAUGUGGAGAAGCGCGGCCUGCCCGAACAGCCACAACAGCCCCGUGCCUCCGUCGCCUUACUGCCCCGGCGUGGCCGACCGCCGACUUCGACCGUAGCUGCCGUCAGCUACGCUCCCAACAUCCUCAAGCGCACGGCGGCCCCCGUCGUGGUUUCGUCCGUCGCGUCGAGUGUCGGGGUUGCCGUCGUCUCGCCUACCGUGGUCACGGCUUCAAGUUCAAGUUCGAAUCCCCCUGCGGCGAAGGUUUUGGUCAGGUCACCACCUGUGACAAAGGUCGUGGUCAACGGAAGUAGCAGUGAGGCACAGUUGACGGACCUCGCCACAAUCACACGGCAGCUGGAGGAGGCACGCCGGGAGGCAGAGGCGUACAAACUGCUGCUGAGCAAGAAGGAGCGCGAGGCAGAGCUCUACCGUCAGCAGCUGCAGUCGAUAGCACAGCAGUCUCAGUGACCACAGGCCCGGACGUGGUCUGAUGCCCGCUGACGUCCGCCAUUCCCUAAAACGUACGUGGGUCGACCUCGGCCCGCCACUUCCUCUUAUGGGCAGGAUCGCGUGUCAUCUCCGGCUGGCGCUGACAGAGACCUCGCCACUGCGGACCCUACGAGUGGAGUGCCAGUUUCCGAAGUGAGGUCACUUUCAAGUGGCACAGCAGCAAUUGACUUGUCUUGCCCGAAAGACUGACACUGUCAGUUGCCCCCUCCCCCAGAUCUUCCCAACACAUUUAUGUGCGUGCGUGAAGGAGAGAGAGAUUGAUCUCGUGUGACUCGCGUAAAACAAGAUAAAUGCAAAAUACACAUAGAAGAUAACUGUGGAAAUUAAGUGAUUUACCUCAUUGGUGGCAGGUUAUUUGUGUUACUGUGUUGAUAGACUAAUGAAAGAACUAAUGUACAUGUUCAACAGUCAGAAUCUCCAAACUUGUGUCAAGCCGUUGGUGCAGUGGAAAGCAUCCGACAAUAGUAGUUCCUACUUGAUUUUAAUCAGUAUACUGUGUUGUGCAUUUAAUACAGAAAAAGAGGCUUAACAAAAUGGUGUGUUGGGUGAACUUUGAUACCUCUUUUUUCUAUUAGUUAAAUUGUUAAAAGGACUUUUUCUUCAAAUGAUGUUACUUCUUAUCCUUCAUUUUCUUGUUGUUUCCAGAUUUUUUUCUGCAGGCUAUUUCAUUGAUAUUGGCAGCAGAACUGGAAAUGCCAAACUUAAAUUUCUUAUUCCCCCUCCCAAAGCUGUUUCUCGGCAACUGAAUAAAAAGCAUUUAUUUACAGGUGGUAAUGGAAACUGUUUGAAAUUUUGGAUAAUUUAUUUUAACCAUUUAUCUAGAACAUUUGCAGCAGUCUGGGGACCAAUGUUGUACUUAUUUAUACAUUUUUGUGGCUGCUAUUAACCCUUUCCACUCUUUCUUUAGACAUGGCGCUUUGUAUUUGACAAGAACAGCAGAUUCAGUCUUCCCUUCCUGCAAUCCUCCAGCAGUUGAACAUUGGGUGGUUUGUGUAUGUUGAUGCUGUUAAGUGCCUCCUGUAAUAGCAAUUUCCAAGUUUUCAGUGGGAUGAAUAUUUUUGUUAUGAGCUAAGUUCAUAUUUAGUGUACAGCAUGAGAGCCACAAUCUAUACUUCUAGUCACUUUUUUCUGGAUGUCUAUAUUUGAUACCUAAAAAUACUGCACUAUUUGUGUUAGUAAAAAAGUGCAUGAUUAAGUUGUUCUGAAGAAUUUCAUUUUUUACGCUGAAUUAUAGUGCAAAUCAAAUGUGUAUUUUAACUAUUAAUGUUGAAGCAUUUAACUGAUGUAUAACUCAUCAAAAUUAUAAUUUUAUUUUUUGAUAAUGUUGUAUUGUAGCUAACAGUUUAAAUAAUACAAAUGUUUAAUUUUGCUUUGUAUUGUUUCUUAGUCUCCUUCUUCUUGCACUGUUUUUUGGCAGUGUCGUGGUCUGUUACUUUGCAAAUGAAACAGAUUUGAAUAAAGUUUAUGCACUUGAUUACAGCAGCUAGAGAUAAAAUAAAAUUUUACUGCUCCAUAUUCUAUUGGAAGGUUUGUUAUGGCUCACAAAGUGGAGAGUACACACUGAGAUGACGAUGCCAUUUGUUAAACGAACUUAUGUUGUGACACAGCAACAACACUUUAUAUUGAACCUUCUCUGUCGAUCUGACCUGGUGAAUUAUAAACCAACUAUAAGUAAUAAUGAAUGAAUCGCCAGAUUUCUGUGCAGAUAAGAAUGUUUCUUCUGCUGUGGUCUCAACACCUGAAUUAGAGCUGUUAGCAUAAAAAGGCUAAGUAUGAAAAAGAAUUUUCUGUUUUAGCAAGUGCCAACCUGUCUUCCUGAAACAUCAGGUAAAAUGUUAACAUCCAGUAUGUGUGAAGAAUAAACCACUGGAACAUUGUUCAUCAUUUUGCAGUACUUCACAAAUAUGUCGACUGAUAAAAACAGAUCUUUCACUGUAGACAAGUGAAAUUGUAAAUGUGGGGUGUUCUUUGUAUUAGGAAUUGAUGUUUCUUAAA
Molecule: messenger RNA, 3766 nt
Organism: Schistocerca americana (American grasshopper)
Lineage: Eukaryota; Metazoa; Arthropoda; Insecta; Orthoptera; Acrididae
Product: GA-binding protein subunit beta-1-like
Exons: 10
Coding region: 122-1729 (535 amino acids)
Biological process (GO): positive regulation of transcription by RNA polymerase II
Cellular component (GO): nucleus
Molecular function (GO): transcription cis-regulatory region binding; protein binding
Source: RefSeq, a predicted model, not a curated record